AUGUAUAAGAUUUUUCGCGAUGGAAAUAAAGAAUGUCCAACGUGUCGAAAAAAAUUAAUCUCAAAACGAUGUUUACGUCGUGAUCAAAAUAUAGAUGCAUUAAUAUCAAAAUUAUUUCCAGUACGCAACGAUAACGAUGAUUUAUUAAUACAUAAUCGAAAUAAAUAUGCAAAAAAAGCAAUAGGUACAAGUUUAUCAUCUGAUGAUGAACAACAACAACAACAGCAAACAAAAGAUAAGAAGAAAAAACGUAUUUCAGAAUCAUCAUCAUCAGCUGGUUCAAUACCAACAAUAAAUGAUAUUGAAUUACAACUUAAACCAAUGAAUAAUGUUAAUUUGUAUGCAACAAGAAAAAUUUUAACACCAUUAAAUGCGACAAUAAAUCAUUUAUCGAAAUUUAUUAAUACACGAAUGAAAUUAGAACAACAAAAUUCAACAUUUAUCGAACAAGAAUAUCAGUGGUUUAUUAAUCUGACUGACGAUAUCCCUAUUGAAAAUACUUUAACAUUGGAUAAAUUACUCGAACAACAUUGGAAUAAUAUGCCUAAACCAUAUAAUAUUUUUUAUCGAGCAAUUUCUCAUUAA
Messenger RNA from Adineta steineri, 585 nucleotides. The record is from the annotation of a GenBank genome assembly. Lineage: Eukaryota; Metazoa; Rotifera; Eurotatoria; Adinetida; Adinetidae.